AUGUCUGCACUACCGCCUCUUGUUACUCUUGAAGAACAUUUUGUCUCGGCCAAAUUGCUUCCUGAGCUGUCCAGCAUUUACUCAGAGCAGCUGAAACACCUGCCAGAAGUCGCAGCUCGUCUCACAGAUGUUGGAAGCCUCAGACUGCAGGACAUGGAUAAGAAUCACGUCUCACUCCAGAUCGUUUCACAUGCUCCUGGCUUAGGUUCCAAGCCUUCACGUAUGAGUCGUCUAGCAAAUGAUGAGCUGGCCCAAGCACUAAAGGUCCAGCCAGAUUCUCUGGCCGGGUUCGCUGUUUUGCCAAUGAGCGAGCCUGACGCGGCAGCAGCCGAGCUGCGGCGCUGUGUCCGGGAGUUCGGGUUUGUCGGGGCGCUUGUGGACGCCCAUGUUGACGGUUUGCACUACGAUGACGGCCGCUUCUGGCCUGUUUUCAGGGCAGCCGCUGAGCUUGACGUACCCAUCUACCUGCAUCCGACGUACCCAUCCGAGGCUCAUCACUCCAUCUACGAGGGCGAAUACAGUGCCGGUGCAGCCCGGAGUCUCGGAUCGAGCGGGUUCGGCUGGCAUCAGGACACGGGGCUGAGCGUUCUCAAGCUCUUUGCCGCCGGCUUGUUCGACGAGUUACCGACGCUCAAGAUAGUCGUCGGUCAUUUCGGCCAAAUGCUUCCUUUCAUACUGGAGCGGGUCGAGAAGCUCUCAGUCCGAUGGGGAAAAAGACAAAGACCUUGGCGCCAGGUGUGGGAUGAGAAUAUUUGGAUUACUACAAGCGGGGUGUGGAGCCUUGCCCCGAUGGGGUGUAUAUUGAAGAACACGCGAGUAGAUCGCAUCAUGUACAGUGUGGAUUAUCCGUUUGAGAGCAACGAGAAUGGCUUAAGGUGGAUUCGGGAGCUGCAGGAGAGUGGACUGGUUACACCGGACGAACUCAGCAUGAUCGCGUACCGUAACGCAGAGCAGUUGCUACGGGUUAAAGCCGGCGGACGCCUGGGCCGCAAGACACUUAAUUCACUCGUGGAAGACGUCAACUUCAAUGUGACGGUCCUGGCAAGCGACAGAGGCUCCACCGAAUAUCCCCCUGGGAUUCGGGUUGUGCAGGUGGAUUACGACUCUCUCGACUCGCUACGAGAAGCGCUUCGUGGAAUUGAUGCUGUUGUUUCGACUCUUGGAAAGAUAUCUGGUCUAGAGUGUCAGUUCAAACUCAUUGAUGCCGCAGUCGCCGCAGGAGUGAGGCGUUUCAUACCGUCCGAGUUCGGAGCUGAUCUACAGCAUCCCUUGAUUCGAGAGUUCCCCACAUACCGUACCAAAGUCCGAGUGGAGGAAUACCUCGAGAGUUUGGUUGGAGAGACUGACCUCAGUUACACUUACAUUAACAACAGUCUACUAUUUGAAGAGGGUUUACGGCUGAACGUAUUCGGAGACUUCAGUGCUCGAACUGUUCACAUAUACGAUGGCGGACAUGGUCAGUUUUCUGCCACAAGAAUAGUGACUGUUGCUCGUGCAGUAGUUGCCAUUCUGCGGAACCCAGAAGAAACCAAGAACAGGGCAAUUCGAAUAAGGGAUAUCUCGACUUCGCCACGCGAGCUCUUGCGGAAUCUUCAAGGGCUCGACCAAGAACAUGAAUGGAUACCCGUCAAGAUCGAUACCGAAGCUCAAGUCAAAGAGGCCCAAGAUGAACUGGUAUCAGGCAAGUUUAGCCUGAAAGCUUUUGCCGCAUUUGCCACGCGAGCAACCUUUGCACCUGGUGUCGUGAGCAUUUAUGUUGAUAAUGCGCUGCUGGGCCUGCAGGAGAUGACGGAAGAGGACCUGGAGGCGUUGUUGAGAGCAAAGCUGACAUCAAGUCCCCAAUUAUAUUCCGAGAAUGGCCCUAGUUUACAAUGA
Messenger RNA from Fusarium sp. VM40, 1875 nucleotides. Lineage: Eukaryota; Fungi; Ascomycota; Sordariomycetes; Hypocreales; Nectriaceae. The record is from the annotation of a GenBank genome assembly.